AUGGCCGCCGUCAAGACCUCUCCGCCUCCCGCGUCUGCUUCCCCCGGCGCCGACAGUCGGAAUCGCACCACCCUCCACGCCAUGGCUAUCCACGGCAGGCCCGCCGAAGAACUUCACCGGAAGCCUCUUCCUUUGCCGCCGCUGCCCCAGGGCAACGCGAGGCUGCGCGAGGCCCCCGUCUCUCCUGUCAGGGUCAACUUCCAGCGGGAGAGCUGGCCCCAGCCCUCAAACGCCGACAUUGAGCUUGCGCAGUCUGAGGCUGCCCAAUCCCCCACCCCCUCGACCGAGACCUUGGGCAGCCGUGCCGAGCAGAAACCGCUUCCUCCGCUCUCCACGUGCAAUGAGACUCCCCGAUCCCCUACCGCCUCGAUGAGAACCUCGGGAAGCGUCGGCAACCAGAAACCGCUGCCUCCGCUAUCCGCGCCCAAUGAGCCCAAGGAGCGCCAACGAUUCUCUACUGCCUCGACCGGUACCAUGGGCAGUCUUGCUGAGCAGAAGCCGCUUUCUCCGUUGUCCAAGUCCCAUGAUCGUCAACAGCCCUCGACUGCCUCGAUCGGAACCUUGGGCAGCAUUGGUAGCCAGAAACCACUUCCUCCGUUGACCACGGCCCAUGAGCGUCACCAGUCCUACACAGGCUCCAUCGGGACGCCGGGUAGCAUUGGCGACCCGAAACCGCUCCCUCCACUAUCCACGCCCACUAAGUCGUCCCAGAGACCGGACGGCUCUGGUGCCGCCACGUCGGCGAUUAGGUUCAGCCAUGCUCCCUUAGACCUAAAUCUCUCUCCAACGUCUCCCAACGGGCCCGGCCGAUACCCUGCAACGGUCGCCAGCCCCAAGGGUCUCGCUAAGAAUCAUGAUGACUUCCGCAACAGCCGUGAGUCAGACGGGACCGACAGCUCCGCCCAGCAGCCCAGCUCCGUCCAGUCGUCAGCGGCUACGAGUGCGAGCUCCAUCUCCGUCGUCAAUGAGAAUGCCGAAUGCUCACCCAUCGAUGACGCCUCCCCCGGGGGCUCCGCCGCAAAUGAUCCCACGCCCAAAAACUUCUCCAUCCCGCUGUUCCAGUACCACCAUCAGCAGCACGAGCCUCCACAACGGGUGGGCAGUGUUCCCAGUGAGGCUGCACGAUCGGCCUCGAAUCCGGAGCUGCUUGAGAACGCAGGGCCCGUCAGGCGCCACCUGACGCCGACCUCUGGCUACUGGGCAAGAGGCUCCCUGUCUCGACCGCAGUCGUCAUACUCGACCUUUUCCGACCAUGGCUCUCGUGGCCGGUCUCCCAACCUAAUGCCAGGUGGCUCCCACAUGCGCGCCCCAUCUUCCCAUUCGCGCAAGUCUCCCGACUCGAGGCUCUCCACCUAUGCCGAGCUUCUCAGCGUGCCGUAUCCCCAACAGGCACCAGCGCUGGUCUCGCUGGACAACUCGAACCUCCGCAAUGCGGUGGGCAAUAAUGCGUCGCUCCUCAGCACCGACAAGACGCUCGAGAUGUACCGGCAAAACGUCAAGAAGACCAACGACUUUUCUAUCCAGUAUUCCUUUGCGGUGUUCCUGAUCUCGACGGCACAGGAGCAAGGCCUGGACUUUCCGGAGCCAAAACCGCGCAAGAAUAACCGGCAGCCGCUUGGCGAGGUGGACAGCUUCGAGGUAGAAAGCCCAGUCUCCAACUCGUACGAACUGGUUCGAGAGGCGCGGCAGAUUCUGCAACGGCUCGCGAAUGGGGGCUAUCCCUUUGCGCAGUACUACCUGGCCGACGGCUUCGCGUCGGGGCUGUUCAGCAAAGGCAAGGAGGACUAUAACGCUGCCUUCCCAUUGUUCGUCUUGGCUGCGAAGCACGGGCACGCCGAGUCUGCCUAUCGCACCGCGCUCUGCUACGAGUUUGGCUGGGGCUGCCGCAAGGAUCCUGCCAAAGCGGUGCAGUUCCUCCGCUCGGCGGCAUCUAAGCGACACCCCGGAGCCAUGACACGGCUCGGCAAGGCUUGCCUGUCGGGAGACUUGGGCGAGAAGAGAUACCGCGAAGGCAUCAAGUGGAUGAAACUUGCCACCGAGGCCGCCGACUCGCAGUACAAUGCGGCUCCCUACCAGCUGGGCUGCCUGUACGAAACUGGAUAUGGUGACGACAUAUUCCAGGACCUCGGCUACGCGGCGGAGCUAUUCACGCAAGCGGCGGAGCUGGGUCACCCCGAGGCCAACUACCGGAUGGGCGACGCCUACGAGCAUGGGCGGCUCAAUUGCCCCAGGGAUCCGGCUCUGAGCGUGCACUUUUACACGGGAGCCGCCGAGCGCGGGCAUGCCGGGGCAAUGAUGGGUCUCUGCGCGUGGUACAUGGUCGGGGCGGCCCCUAUUCUCGAAAAGGACGAGGAGGAGGCGUACGAGUGGGCGCGUCGGUCAGCAGAGCUGGGCUUUGUCAAAGCACAGUACGCCGUGGGAUACUUUACCGAGAUGGGUAUCGGCUGCCGCCGAGACAUGCUGGAGGCCAACGUCUGGUACGUCAAGGCUGCCGACGCCGGGGACGAACGAGCCAAGCAGCGCCUGGCGGUGAUCCAGUCUGCGGCCAGCGGCGAAGGAGUCCCCAUGGAAGUGGCGCCUCCCCGGAACGGCAAGACCAACAAGGCGGCCAAGGACGACAAGGAAUGUGUCAUCAUGUGA
This is a messenger RNA of Hirsutella rhossiliensis, 2640 nucleotides long. Its product is annotated as sel1 repeat domain-containing protein. The record is from RefSeq and is a predicted model, not a curated record. Lineage: Eukaryota; Fungi; Ascomycota; Sordariomycetes; Hypocreales; Ophiocordycipitaceae. Gene Ontology annotation, molecular function: protein binding. The coding region runs from base 1 to 2640 and encodes 879 amino acids. The transcript is spliced from 2 exons.